Schistosoma spindalis is the source of this 4821-nucleotide messenger RNA. Lineage: Eukaryota; Metazoa; Platyhelminthes; Trematoda; Strigeidida; Schistosomatidae. The record is from the annotation of a GenBank genome assembly.
UAGUUUCUUGAUAGUUAAGACUGUCUAAAACAUAUAUGCAUAUUUGGCACAAAGUGGCCUUAAUAGUUAAUCAAUCCCAAAAAAUGACUGAAUCAUUUUAACAUUAUGGCAAGCUGGCACAUUCACUAUGGCAUGUACCUUUUCAGGAACAGGUACAAGUCCAUGAGAAUCGAUAAUUGUUCCUAAAGAUCGAAUAUUUAACAGAAAAACUGAACACUUUUCCACCUUUAUACAAACACCAUAUUCUGUAAUACGAGCACGAACGUCUUGUCAAUGAUAAUAGUGUCGUUUUUCACUUAUGUUGACAAUAUUAUUAUCAGAAAUACAUAUGUCAUGGCAAAAGGACAUCGCUCAACAUGUUGUCCAUGUUCUGUUUAAAAAUUAAAGGGGCACAUUUUCCACGAAAAGGCAGUCCAUUUUAUAUAAGAACAAGUACCGAUGUGUGUUCACAUGAUUAAAAACAUUCUGUUCAUUUGAGAAACUGGAUCACAAUUAGUUACAGUUCAGUAGAUAGAACAACAAUCCACAAAUCAUUCUAAUUUCAUCGUGUUUUCUCAGAGUUUCGAAUUGCAUUGUAGAAAUUGAUUUCAUCAAGGAAUCGAGAUUAUUGACUACCAUUAAUGCAGACUUAUCGGUUAACAUUGCAAAAAGGGUUAAAGGUGAUAGACAACCGUUCUGAUUCGAAGGAACACCUAAGUAUCAACAUAUGCUUACACUUACCUAAUGCACCAUUUCAUAUGUAUGUUAAACGUUUCUUUAGCUUAUAAGAAGAUAAAAAGAGAAUGAUAAGUUGAUACAAGACAGUCAACUGUCCCUCAAUAUGAAAUGUAAAUUCUAGAAAAACAAUCCACACACAAAACCUAAAAGGUCGUACCAUAAUUAUAACAGUAAUCUUAAACUAUAUCCUCCUAGCUCAGUAACAAAUACUUCUCAUCAAUAUAUAAAUGAACUUAUUCAGUGAUCAUGAAUACUUGCUUUCUGUUACCAUGGAGUGGAAUCGUUGUAGUCUUCAUUUUCAUAAAAAGACUGCUCAUUUACACAGACUGUUUUCCAACUGGUUAAGAACUGAUGAUAAACUUAACGUGAUUACUCUGGGCACAUUCCUGUGAUAUACUAUCAUUGAACGAUCGAUUUAUUUUCUGUAAUAAAAUAAAAUAUUUUGAAGUAUGUUUUCAUUUAUAAAACUCUGCCUGUAGCUCUUCCAGAGUUACUGCCGGUCUCAAGCCCGGGUAAAGUGGGAGGGUUGGGCAUGGGGUUAGCGUCCCCAUCCAGUAGAAACCUAACUCGCUAAAAAAACGCUAACCAGAAAAAAUAACUCAAACCAUUUAAACUCUGCCCUGGUAGUUAGAGGUAAUAUGACGCCUCAUGGUGAAAGCCGAGUUCCUUCGGAAGCCACGAGGCCGAUGCCCCUUCUAACAACCAGAGCAACAAUUUUUAUAGGUACAUGGAACGUCCGGACAAUGUGGGAGAACGGGAAGACCAGUCAAAUAGCAACGGAAAUGAGGAGGUACAACUUGGCAGUACUGGGAAUCAGUGAAACCCAUUGGACCCAAGCUGGACAACAAAGGCUAAAUACGGGAGAGAUGCUGCUAUACUCCGGUCACGAAGAGGAAAAUGAUCCACACACUCAGGGAGUUGCUCUAAUGCUAUCCAAAGUAGCACGAAAUGCACUUGUAGGAUGGGAAUCUCACGAAUCCAGAAUCAUCAAAGCAUCAUUCAAAACAAAGAAGGAGGGGAUCACAAUGAACAUUAUCCAAUGUUAUGCACCCACCAAUGAUAGCAACGACGACGUUAAAGAUCAAUUCUAUGAGAGGCUGCAAUCAAUCAUAGAGAAGUGCCCAAGAAAGGACCUCACCAUUCUGAUGGGAGAUCUAGACGCCAAAGUCGGAAUGGACAACACCGGAUAUGAAGACAUCAUGGGACUACAUGGACUGGGAGAGAGAAACGAAAACGGGGAAAGAUUUACAAAUCUGUGUGCAUUCAAUAAAUUGGUCAUAGGCGGUACAACAUUUCCACACAAACGUAUACACAAAACUACGUGGAUCUCACUGUACCACACCACAGAGAACCAGAUAGAUCACAUUUGCAUCAAUAAAAAGUUCCGAAGGUUAAUGGAAGAUGUGAAAACCAGGAGAGGAGCGGACAUAGCUUCAGAUCAUCACCUAGUUGUGGCCAAAUUGAAACUGAAGCUAAAGAAGAACUGGAUAACUGGACAAACAGCAUCACAAAGGUUCAAUACAGCCUUCCUUCGAGAUACUGACAAACUCAAUGAAUUCAAGGUAGCUCUCAACAACAGGUUCCAAGCCUUACAGGAUCUACUGAACGAAGAAGAAACUACUAUGGAGGAUAGCUGGAAAGGUAUCAAAGAAACAUUAACUUCAACGUGUCAAGAGGUUCUGGGCCCCAAGAAGCAUCAUCACAAGGAAUGGAUCUCUACAGAAACACUGGACAGGAUCAAAGAAAGAAAGAACAAGAAGACAGCAAUUAACAACAGUCGAACAAGAGCAGAGAAUGUCCAAGCACAAGCAGAGUACAUAGAAGCAAACAAGAAAGUGAAGAAGAGCAUUAGAGCUGAUAAGCAAAAAUACGUGGAAGAACUAGCAACGACGGCGGAAAAAGCUGCAAGAGAAGGAAAUGUGAGACAGCUUUACGAUACGACGAAGAAGCUUGCAGAGAAAUACAGUAAACCAGAGAGACCAGUCAAAGACAAAGAAGGAAGACCAAUCACUGAGAUUCAACAACAGCGCAACAGAUGGGCAGAGUACUUCGAGGAACUCCUGAACAGGCCGGCUCCAAUUAAUCCACCGGACAUCAAAGCAGCACACACAGAUCUUCCUAUAAAUGUCAAUCCACCAACGAAAGAAGAAAUCAGAAUGGCCAUCAGACAAAUCAAGAGCGGGAAAGCAGCAGGACCUGACAAUAUACCAGCUGAAGCACUGAAGUCAGACAUCGAAGUAUCUACAAGCAUGCUUCAUCUUCUAUUCAAGAAGAUUUGGGAGGAGGAACAAGUGCCGAUGGAUUGGAAAGAAGGACAGCUCGUCAAGAUUCUAAAGAAAGGAGAUCUGAGCAAGUGUGAAAACUACAGAGGCAUUACACUACUCUCAAUACCGGGUAAAGUCUUCAACAGAGUGUUACUGAACAGGAUGAAAGACGCAGUUGACGCUCAACUUCGAGAUCAACAAGCUGGAUUCCGUAAGGACCGGUCGUGCACAGACCAGAUUGCGACACUACGGAUCAUCGUCGAACAAUCAAUUGAGUGGAACUCGUCACUCUACAUCAACUUCAUUGAUUAUGAGAAGGCAUUUGACAGUGUGGAUAGGAGAACGUUAUGGAAACUUCUUCGACACUACGGAGUUCCUGAGAAGAUUGUCAACAUUAUCCGGAACUCAUACGAUGGACUACAGUGCAAAGUAGUGCAUGGAGGACAGCUGACAGACGCAUUCCAAGUAAGGACCGGAGUAAGACAAGGCUGUCUACUCUCUCCCUUCCUGUUUCUUCUGGUGGUCGACUGGAUUAUGAAGACCUCGACAUCUGAGGGAAACUACGGCAUACGAUGGACAGCUUAGAACCAAUUAGACGACUUGGACUUCGCAGAUGACCUAGCCCUCCUAUCACAUACACACGAACAAAUGCAGAUAAAGACAGCCAGCAUGGCAGCAGUCUCUGCAUCAGUAGGCCUCAACAUACACAAAGGGAAAACCAAGGUCCUCAAAUAUAACACGGAGAACAGCAAUCCAAUCACUCUUGAUGGCAAAACUCUGGAAGACGUGGAAUCCUUCACAUACCUGGGAAGCAUCAUCGAUAAACAAGGAGGUUCAGAUGCAGACGUCAAGGCGAGGAUUGGCAAAGCUAGAGCGGCAUUCCUUCAACUGAAGAACAUAUGGAGCUCAAAACAACUUUCAACUAAUUUCAAAGUCAGAAUCUUCAAUACGAACGUCAAGGCAGUUCUACUGUACGGAGCUGAAACUUGGAGAACUACAACAACCACCAUCAAGAAGGUACAGGUAUUUAUCAAUAGCUGUCUACGCAUGAUACUCAAUAUCCAUUGGCCGGAUACCAACAGCAACAGCUUUUGUGGGAGAGAAACAAAUAGCUUCCAGCUGAAGAGGAAAUUAGGAAAAGACGAUGGAAAUGGAUAGGACAUACAUUGAGGAAAUCAUCAAACUGCAUUACGAGACAAGCGCUAACUUGGAAUCCUGAAGGGAAGCGGAAAAGAGGGAGGCCAAAGAACACAUCACGUCGGGAAAUAGAAGCAGAUAUGAAAGCGAUGAAUAAGAAGUUGAAAGAGCUGGAAAGGAUUGCUCAGGACAGGGUUGGAUGGAGAAUGCUGGUGAGCGGCCUAUGCUCCUUCACGAGGAGUAACAGGCUUAAGUAAGUAAGUAAGUUUCAUUUAUAAGCAUAGAAGGAUAGUGGAUAGCAGCGUAAUCCACGAUGUGCGUUUCGCUCUAUUUGUGACUCGUCAGCUGGAUAAAUCUUCAUCCCAGACUUGAUGUUCACUCCGGAACUCGAACGCUGUACCGCUCACUUCAAACACCAUCGCGUUAUCUACCUAGCUACUGAGGCCUUAUAAACACUUGUUUGUGCAACGGAAUGAAGUUUUGAAUUCAUUUUGUCUUGUUUAUAUGAAUCUUCUAAUUAAUGUUUAAGGCUACGAUUGAUCAGUUUUUCAUUGGAAUCUUAGAGUAAACAUCAACUCUGAGAUGUAGGUACAUCCAGUUGACGAGUUUCCAAAUAGGACGAAACGUGCGUCAAACUGGAUUCCACUGCUAACCACUAUCCAUCUUUGCUAAUAAUGGAAACAAUUUAUACGAAUGAUUUCAC